AUGGCUGAUGCUGCUGCUGCCCCCGCUGUUGUCAAGACUCCCAAGAAGAAGGCUGCUGCCAAGCCUAAGAAGGCUGCCGCACAUCCUACCUAUUUGGAGAUGAUCAAGAAAGCUAUUUCAACCCUGAAGGAGAGGGGUGGUUCUUCCCGACAGGCUGUUCUGAAAUACAUCUUGGCCAACUACAAGGUUGGUGACAACCAGGUGGCCAUCAAUGCUCGCAUCAAGACUGCUUUGAAAAAUGGAGUCAAGAACGGCGCACUGAAGCAAUCAAAGGGAACUGGAGCCGCUGGAUCAUUCCGUCUUGGCGAGGCAAAGAAAGACGAAAAACCCAAGAAGGCUAAGGCAGCUGCCAAACCAAAGAAGGCUGCCAAAUCCCCCAAGAAAGUCAAGAAGCCAGCUGCUGCCAAGAAGCCCAAAACAGCCGCUAAGAAGGCCGCUAAGUCACCAAAGAAGGUGAAGGCUGCAGCCAAGCCCAAGAAGGCGAAGACACCCAAGAAGGCAGCAGCCAAACCCAAGAAGGUCAAGACCCCCAAGAAGAAGGCAGUCAAGCCAAAGAAGGCUUAAGCUCUCAUUGUCACGCCUUCGCUCCACAUUUCUGUGGUCCAAAGGCCCUUUUCAGGGCCAUCCAAAUACCCCAAAAGAAAACUUGAAAACACUGAUAACAAAACAAUAAAUAUGUAUAUUAGCAGUAAUAAAGUGCAGGUUCUCGUGAUAACAGAGAUAACGUGGC
Messenger RNA from Haliotis rufescens (red abalone), 730 nucleotides. RefSeq names its product histone 24-like. The record is from RefSeq and is a predicted model, not a curated record. Lineage: Eukaryota; Metazoa; Mollusca; Gastropoda; Lepetellida; Haliotidae. Bases 1 to 564 code for a protein of 187 amino acids. Gene Ontology annotation, cellular component: nucleosome; nucleus. Gene Ontology annotation, molecular function: structural constituent of chromatin; nucleosomal DNA binding; double-stranded DNA binding. The transcript is spliced from 2 exons. Gene Ontology annotation, biological process: nucleosome assembly; chromosome condensation; negative regulation of DNA recombination.